Molecule: messenger RNA, 3874 nt
Organism: Bacillus rossius redtenbacheri
Lineage: Eukaryota; Metazoa; Arthropoda; Insecta; Phasmatodea; Bacillidae
Gene: Drat
Exons: 8
Coding region: 232-1362 (376 amino acids)
Molecular function (GO): oxidoreductase activity
Source: RefSeq, a predicted model, not a curated record
AGGCUCGUGUUUGUGUGCGGACCAAGGGCGGACGUAACCGAUGGUACCCGAGUUCAGUCGACUGUUGUGUAUAUGAAACGUAAUGCAAGUGUGCUGUUGAUUGAACAGCUAGAUAAGAUUACGCAGUAGAAUUAUAAAGGCGUGGAAGCGAGAAAUUUAAGUUUUGGUUGUUCAUAUAAGUCCGUAAUAUUCUAUUCAAAUCAAUCGUCGAGAGAGAAUCUAAAUUCAGCUAUGAAUCAGCUUUGUCGCCAAGUUAGCAUAGAGAGUCCAGGUCCUACGAUCAAAGAUUGUGUUUUUAGUUUUGAAGUUCCAGUACCUAAUGUGCCCCCACAUGGAGCUCGAAUAAGGGUCAUUUGUGCUGGAGCUUGCUACCGUUUAAAACGAUCGCCUUCAAUCUCUAGCAUUUCAAGUGUUUCGAGUACUUCAAGUGAUGUUUCUCAAGAAAUAGGGCUUUCUCAACAACAGAGUCCAUCUCACUAUGGUGUAAGAGAUGCAUCAAUUUUCCCUGGCUAUGAAGUGGCUGGUAUCAUUGAUACUUUAGGUGAAAAUGUUGAUGGCAAGUGUGAAUUCAAGCCUGGUGAUCGCGUUGUUGUGUACCCAUACGAAGGUGUUCCACAUGGGUAUGCUGAAUAUAUGAUUGUUCCUGACAUGCAGUUCUUGGUGAAAAUUCCUGACAAUAUUUCAUUAAGUGUAGCAGCUAUGUUACCAACUGGAGCACUGCUUGCUAUGAACACAGUUCUCUCUGUUCAUGAACAUGUUGCAAAAGUUUUGAAAGAACGGGGUGAAAAUGCAGUUUGCAAGGUUUUAAUAGUUGGAACUGGCGGCCUGGCUCUGUGGGCUUUGCGCAUAGCUGGACACCUCUUCAACAACAUUAAGGACCAUGUUCGCAUCACAGUUGCAUCUCUCAGGGACGAAGGAUUUGUGCUUGCGAAGGAAUGUGAAAAAGUGAAUGUAGUUCAGUGGAAUGAAGAUGUUUAUGAGAAGCAACUGAUUGAGAGAACAAAGGAUGCGUGUGGAGGAACAGUGGAUGUUGUAAUAGACUUUGGAACAACUUCACGAAGUCUACACAGAUCUCUGCAAUGUUUAAAUAAAGGUGGGGUGGUAUUCAUCAGCUCUGAAGUGGCCGAGAGACUGAUGCCCAAGUUCAGCAGACGUGCAGAGGAAAGGCAACAGAUCAUACGCCCAGUUGACAUGGGUUCUGUUGAACAGUUGCGAGAACUGGUCGAUCUAGUUGGGAGGAAAGCAGUUGAACCUCCACCGCACACUGAGUUCCCGGCAGAAGAAGCUUGUGAGGUUGUAAAGAAGCUCUGUCAUUCUGAGAUUCAGGGAAGAGCCAUUCUUAGAUUUCACACCAUUAAUUAAGGACACUCACGUUAACUCACUGCAUUCAUUCAAUAUUGUUAUAUUCCAAACUAAUACAAGGAUUAAGUAGCGAUGUAUAUGGAGAAAAAAAGUUCUCGCUGUUAAGUGGUUCCAUUGUGUUAUCAGUGGAUACAUUGUACUGAGUGUGGCUGGUUUAACCUAGUCGAUUAAGCUUGGCAUAAGUAGCACUGUUGCAUGAGCAGGACCACUGAAUAAAUUGUGUUGUUUAUUGUAGUUAUUGACUGGCUUGAAUGUAGUAGAACCUACAUAACAGAACCUGUUUGGAUUGUGGAAGGCAAAAUUACGUACUGGUAUUGGAAAUUAACAUUUUUUAAUAUUUAAAGUACUUGAGGUAUAGAAAUGUCAGGAGUGUAUAUUUUUACUCUGUAGGAAUCUAUAGAGAUUUAACACCUGUUUAUUUCUCUCAGUUUUUUAUUGGAACUAAAUGAUUUUAUAAUCCUAAAAUUUUACCACCUGGUUAUUCUGAAUGUAUUUUGCUUCCAUUGUUUGAAUGCAGAUUAUUUGUAUAAGUUUUUUUACUAACUAAUGCAAAUGUACUCGUAUUAUAAUAUAACAGUAUUAAGGUUUUAAAAGUAGCAAUAUUGUGUAUGUAUUAGGAAAGAUUAUGUCAAUGUAGAAAAAAGCUAGUCUUAACUGUAAAAGAAGACUCCCAGCAUAAUGCAGCUGUUAUGGAGACAUUAAAUAUCCCUGCAGUGAAGAUGAUCUGCGGUAAAUCAUGGCAUGAUCGCGAGUCACUAAAUAUGAAUAAAAGCUGUCAAAAAAGUAUCUGUAAAAUGUAGUGUAUGAAAACAUUUACAGUUUUUUAUAGUUCACUCACCUUUUGAGCUGGCUGUCUUUUUUAUUAUUAGUAACAGAUAUGCAUAGCAGAAAGACACUUGGUGCACUUGUCAAGGUAACUUUGCUUUAAGAGGCCAGUGAAUAUAUAUUAUUAGCACCUAUUGAAAGAAGUGUUCAUUGAAUUUGAGGAAACUGUUUUUUGGCAAAAUGUUACUUCCAUCCAUUUUUUUUAAUGCCCAGAUGAGGACUUGACUUAACACAGAUGGUAAGUGCCACUGGAAAACUACUAAAACAAUCUUUUGUGCUUAAAUUUUUUAGCAUCAGACUGAAAAUACAGUAGACUCCCAAUUAUCUGGUGUAAUGACCGGCAAGGGAUCCAUGAAUAACCGAAAAAUAUGGUUAAAGCAAAGUUAAAAAAAUACUAAAUUUUUUUUAUUCAGGCUGUCGAGACAAAAACUGUAACAGAUGCCCCUCGAAGUAACACCCUAAUUUGUUCCAGUAAAACAGAGCACUAAUCAAAACAGUGCUAGUCAAAUGCGUUUUUUCAAUAAGAGAGUAUUUUAAUCAAAAUAAUUCAUUUUCCAAUCAGGUAAGUGUGCUUGCUAACUACCAUUUUAAUCAAGACACUGCUCCCGUUAAAAUUAUUAUACAGUACUAAUAUAUGUACGUUAAAAUUAUUAUACAUUACUAAUAUAUGUACGUCUAAAUACAUUAGCCAUUCAUUUAAAUGAAAAUCAAAUAACAUUUUGAGAUUAAACCACCUAAAAUUAAAUUGUAUAAUUCAUGUACUGCAUUGUUUACAUAAUGAGGCUUGGGCAUAACAUUCCUAUGUAGGCGCUAUCAAAAUUUCUGAGUUACAAAAUAUGUAAUAAUGUUUUUGUUAUAGAAGAUAUAUUUAAGUUAUAAUAUGAUUUUAAAAAGCAUAAACUUAACAUUUUCUAUUAUUAGAAAGAUUAUUUAACUUGUUAACGUAAUUCCUGACUGUUAUUUACUAGAUGCGUUUCUGCCAUGAUUUGCAACUAGCACAUCCUAGUAGGCGUGAGGUAAACUAGCUCUGAAAUCUUCUGGCUUCUCUCCAGAGUUACUGCUGACACACCUGACAUGCGGCAUGUUGGCUGAAACUCUGACGUCAUCGGAAAUAAAUAUACAAUGAAGGAAGCAAAUAACUAUUGCGGAAAGAGUAAAAUAUUUUUUGAUGUUUUGUCACGUUAUAAAUUUGUUGCAUUACAAAUUACUUGCAUUGGAUUUAAUGUUACACAAGUGUCGUUGCCAUUGUGCAUGCAUGGAAAUAAAAAAUUAAAAAAGUAAAAAAAAUUGUUUAUGGUUCAUGGAAGUGAAAUAUGCCACAGUUAACCCGAAAAACGGAUAAUCAUGAGUCUACUGUAACUAGGGUCAACAUUUUACAUUCCUAGACACCAACUUUUGUCCUUUAUUCAACUAAAUGGCAUUGCCAAAAUAUUUGGGCAUGCUUCUAUCAUUGCUGCUGCAAGUACUGGAAGCAUUUUUCUCGUAUCACUCAUUGAUCUUUUUUUAGGCUCCGAAUCACCUGAAACAAUUAUAUUCUUGAUUGUGUAAUUUUGGAUUUUAAUUGUAUUUCCUGUUAUGGAGAUUUAUUUUAUUAUAUGCUAAGCAUUUAUAAUUUUUAUUUAUGUUUUUUAGAACAAGUUGUACUAAACAUAUUUGUUGUAAAUAAAGUUAUAUAUACAAAACUUAA